Molecule: messenger RNA, 3454 nt
Organism: Gigantopelta aegis
Lineage: Eukaryota; Metazoa; Mollusca; Gastropoda; Neomphalida; Peltospiridae
Product: protocadherin-11 X-linked-like
Exons: 5
Coding region: 259-3243 (994 amino acids)
Biological process (GO): homophilic cell-cell adhesion
Cellular component (GO): plasma membrane
Molecular function (GO): calcium ion binding
Source: RefSeq, a predicted model, not a curated record
UCCAAAAGAAAACGUUCCUCUUAACUCACAUUUAAUAAAAAGACUGUCUUGCUGAGGGAAAAUCGAGUCAUUGUUCACUGGUUAUGUGGUCUGAGGCUAAAUGAAUAGAAGCAUGAGCUUUGUCAUCCGUGAAAUUUCAUAGGUUUGUUUGAGCAAAAGGGAUACAAUGGCUGCGCCACACAUAAGAGGAACAUUGAAAGGUCUUAGUCUAAGAAGGUAGAAAAGACUGGUGGGUUGAGACAGGAUGAUGAUGCCUCUAUGGCUGCAAUAUCUGCAUUGCUCCUGGUUCUGUCUACAACGUGCAGCGUCCGGGCACUCACGCGAGUAUUCAGAGUACCAGAAGGACCAUCUCCUGCUCGUAUUGGCGACAUAGCCAACACUGAUAACCUGACUAGCGUCGCGGGCUGUGCCCAGUUGAGUAGUCUGAGGUACUCGUUGAUUUCUCAAGAGGACGGGCAUCACUUGCUUUUCAAAGUCAACGAAACAACGGGCGAUUUUGCAACGGUAGUCGCUUUGGAUAGAGAGAACAUUACAGCAUGUGCGUUUCUUUCAGAAUGUCCGCUGCACGUAAGCGUAGCUGUGCAGUCGGCUAUAGGUACCUGUUUUCAAAAAGUCUCAGUAGUGGUUAUUUUGAUCGAUGUUAAUGACAAUGCGCCACAGUUUGCACAGCCGAUCGUCCGUCGAGAACUGUACGAGAAUGCCCCGGUUGGGUCAGAGAUGUCCCUGCCUCUAGCUCACGAUAGAGAUGCCAAUACAGUAUUCCAAAUCCAUAGCUAUUCCCUCUCACCAUCAUCAUCUCCGUUUUCUCUGGUUUAUACUCGUCUCCAGGAUGGUUCGGUCAGUCUGAUGCUGAGGCUUUCGGCAAUUCUGGAUAGGGAAACAACAUCAGAAUAUAGCCUUCACGUCACGGCGUUUGAUGGUGGUAGGCCACCUCGAAGUGGCGAUGUCUUGGUGAUCGUAGCAGUACAAGAUAUAAACGACAAUGCGCCACACUUCACGGAAGACGAAUAUCAAGUCUCUGUACCAGAGAACAGCAAAAUAGGUUCCACGGUAUUCUUUCUUUCAGCUACAGAUUUAGAUUUUGAUCAAAAUGGUGUAAUAGCAUAUGACUUUGCGAAUCCUAAACAAGAGGCUGUUACAAAACAUUUUCUUGUUGAUCCAAAAGCGGGGUCUAUUACUAUCAAAGGUUCGCUGGAGAACGAAGGAGGAAAUGUGUUUAAUUUUUCUGUCCUGGUAACCGAUGGGGGCAAUCCAGUGCUGAGUUCUGAAGCAAGAGUCGUGAUAUCGGUUCUGGACACUGGCAACAACCGACCACAAAUCAUCAUCCAGUUACUGUUCAGUGAAAGCGGUUCGGCCACAGUGUCUGAGUCGGCCGUCGUGGGUCGAGUGGUUGCCCUGGUUACAGCGAGAGACUCUGAUCCUGGUGACAAUGGCAAGGUGCACUGCUCCAGUAAGGACGUGAACUUCAGGCUGGUGCUUCACGAAUCAGAGUACAAGGUGGUGGUUGCCAUGCCACUGGACAGAGAACAAAUCGCUUUGCACAAAGUCACAAUAAUCUGCCAGGAUGGAGGUACUCCGCCCCUUAAGUCAUCAAAACUAUUAUUAGUAAAAGUACUGGACAGCAAUGACAAUAGUCCACAGUUUCUACAACCCCAAUACAUUAUGUAUGCACAGGAAAAUAAUAAUAAUGUUCCUGUCUUCAUUGGACAAGUGUCUGCGAAUGACAAUGAUGCUGGACAAAACGCAGAGAUCUCUUACACCAUACCAGAAAGUAUGAAUAAUACGGUUAUUAUUGAAGAGACGUCGGGCAAAGUCUUUGUGAACAAAACUCUUGACAGAGAGCACAUUGCCCAGUACACUAUUCACGUAGUAGCCUCUGAUCACGGUUCUCCUCCGAGAACAGGUCAAUCGUUAAUUAUUCUAAAAGUGAACGAUCAAAACGAUAACAGUCCCGGGUUCUUAAAUGUUUCUUAUGCAUUCUAUAUUAAAGAAAACGUAUCUCCAGAUUCGUUUGUUGGACUUUUUGUUGCAAAAGAUGAGGAUGAAGGUAUAAAUGGAGAGGUAUCCUACUAUUUGAAAAUUGUUUCUGAAACAGACAGUUUUCCUUUUCGCCUCUUACCCAAUGGAUCAUUGGUAUCAGCGGGAUCAUUAGACUAUGAGCAAAAAGACAUGUAUCAUUUCGAGGUAUUUGCAUCUGAUCAUGGCAUUCCUACACACUCUGCUUCAGCGUCUGUUACUGUAUUUGUACUUGACGAAAAUGAUCAUCGUCCGAGAAUAACGUUCCCAACAAUAGACAACAAUUCUGUGUCUGUCUCGCAUACUGCAGGAGCAGGGACUCGAAUCGCAGUCAUCCAGGGGCAUGAUGCAGACACUGGUGUUAAUGGUCAGCUUUUGUACUCUAUCAGUGUUAACAACACAAGCGACUUGUUCCUGGUGGACGCAGACGCUGGGGUUAUUUCAUUAAAAAGGACGCUGCUGUCGUCAGAGAUUACGACCUAUGAGUUGCUGAUCACCGUCUCUGAUCGAGGCACCCCAGCGUUAUCUGCACAAGCUGUUCUCGUCGUGGUUGUUAGUUUUGAUGACCAGUUGUCAGAUGGUUAUGUAAAAAUCGUCGUAGCCAUCGUGUGUGUGACGUUGUUGCUAGCUGUUGGCGUCACGGUCGUGGUCUGCUUUCUGAGACACACAGACAAACAGAAUAUCAGGCACGGUGCAAUUACAAGAAACAACUUUUUCUCUCAGUGCAUGAAUUCUCUGAAAUCUAGCAGACGGCAUCUCAAAGAUGCCAAACAAAGGCCGGGGAUUAUUGUGUUAGGUGAAAGCAAUAGGUUCUCAAAGAAAACCGUCACAUUUAAAACAAAUUCGCCGAAAGGUGAAAAGAAAAAUGGGUCUGUGAAAUGUGAAAACUGUAAAUAUCAGAUUCUAAAGAAGGCAGCAGGACGUGUGUGUUCAAGAUGUGGCACAGAAGAGUUCAAUUCUAGACAGAUGGGUGAGAGUAUGAUGAAACAGCUGGACGUCGACUCACUGCGAUUGACACCAGUGUAUGUACGUGACGGUGACGACACCAGCACGAGAGAGAUUUUAUCUCUCCACCAAGCCCUGGCCAGAUCUGUGACGCAGACUGAUGACUCUCGGAACAGAUCAGCCGAUGUUUGGUUUACUUCUCGCCACGAGGUAUCGUCACCCGGUGAUUCCUUGCAGUUGGAAAACGACGAUUGCUUAAGACACAGUGAAAUCACCGUGUGAGGUGUACCAGAGCUUGCUAUGAAAGGUUAUCACCAGCUCAAGAGACGGUGAAACCAGGCAAUACUGGCUGUCGCGAUGAUCAACUUGUGUAUGACACUAGUACAGUGAAACCGCAUCUAGAGAACACUUUUUCUUACACACCCGUUGGUGAGAACACCAUGUGUUAUUUUUGAUAACACAUAGUUGUUUACACACAAAUUUCAAGACAUAC